AUGUCUGAGAUGGAUGUCUCCAUGGCGGUGAUCCAAUUACGACGAACGACGGUAACGGAUCGAACAAUGUUGACACCUCAUGAUUAUGACAUUAUUGUUCUGGACGAGCCAUCGACCAGCUACGGUGUGCCCAAGUAUCAGGAUGUUCAACCAUAUCCUGUGAAGAAGCGAACAACCGUUGGAGGUCAUGGUGUUGGGAGCACUGUGAUCAAGUUGCCAUCGUUCCGAAUCAACGACUUAUCAACUAGCCUAGCUGAAUCGGUGCUGAACGAGUUAGCAGUGAAAACUAGAAGCAAUUUUCGCCGAGCUGUAGCUAUUCCACUAUGGGACGAUGAAGGACCUUCCUCUAGUGGUCGCAUUGCUCCUGGAACGGUGCUAAUGUGCGCACCUGUUCAAGCUAAAGAUCGACUGACAUAUCCUUAUGCUCGUCUGGAAAACCUCGCUCGACUGGUGAACAUGUGCAUGCAAACACCGGAGAAUCUCGACCUGCAAACAAGACAUAUGAUUUUAAGGAUAGAAGAGUGGCUGGCUCACUCACAACGGCUGAAUCCACACUUCCUCGCAUCGUUGUUCCUUAGACCCAGCGCCAGAAGUCGAGUGAUCAAAUGCUCACAUAACCCAGCCUAUGUAGGAAUCGAAAUUGAAGGAUGUCUCAGGAAUGUCUCUUGCAGCGUGCGCAGCGUAUCCUCCUCGGUGGAUCUGGACGAGAAAGUCAGAUACGGUAACCUCUGUCGAGUGGAGAUGAUCACCUACGACAAAUACAAUACAUUCGUAAUGAAUCCCUUAUUCGAUAGUGGCUUGGGAUUGGUUGACGAUGAGGACCCUGGAUAUUUCAUAGCGGCUGCUCCGAUUAGAGCAGUACGGACGUCAUCCAGGACUUCCAUCAGCUCAGAUGACUGGUCCAAACACUAUCCGUUGCACAGAGCAGCAUAUGUUGGAGAUGCCGCUGCCAUCGAGGCGCUGGUAGCGCUCGGAGUGGAUGUGAACCAGGCAGAUCGUGAUACGUGGACACCGCUGCACUACGCCGCCUUCUACGAACAUCUCGAUGCAAUGCGGGCUCUGCUGAACAGUGGGAACGCUAAUGAUUGGCUACCAAUGGUUCCUCUUUCAAAACUGUAUCCUGUAUCAAAACUGUAUUCUCUCAAUGUGAACGCCCAGAACAAAGGCGGAGCUACUGCUCUUCAUUUUGCGGCUCUGAACGGGAACGCUUACCUAGUCGAACUCCUGUUGAGCCAUCCAGGAAUAGACAUGAACUUACGAAACCGUGAAGGGAAUCGCGCUGUGGAGCUAUGCAAGGAUGUACCCAAGAGAGCAUGGCAGGAUGUUGCGAAGCUGUUGUUGAACUGGAAGACGAUCGAGAAAAUACAGGUCGAUUUUCUCGCUGCCGGCAAUGUCAUGGUGCAGCUUACUGAGGGAGCGGAGACAUCGGCUGCCAGAAUCUUGGCUGAAAUUGGGCGUGAGCUCAAAAUGGAGCCGAGCAUGCUAAGCCUCUUUGCUUUGUGGGUUUGCUCGGACAGCUUGAGCCUCCAGCUCAAACCAGACCACAAGCCGUUAGCUCAUCUGAACGUGAAAAAAUGGCGGGCAAAAGUGGAUAAAUGGACGGAACAGGAAAAUUCCCGCGAGAAACCACGGCUAGUGAUGCGACGCAGUGCGCACGCAUCCCUCGAGGCGGAAAUCAAGGCUUCCAACAAUGAAUUCGGAUUGUCACUCUUGUACGACGAGGCACGUCAAAAUUUCCUCAAAGGUUACUAUCCCUGUAAAGAGAAGGAUACGAUAUAUUUGGCCGCAGUUUCGACACGGAUACUGUACGGAAACUCGACGAAAUUGAGCGACAAACUUGAUCCUCACUGCAUAUUUCCGGCUCAUUUAUUGAUUUCAAAGGAAAAAGUUGCGGAGAUGAAAAGCAGAAUCAGUAAAGCACUGAAGGACGUCAAAUCGACGAACGUCGCCCACCUACAGCAAGAGUUCCUGGCAUGUUGCCGACAAUUUCGCACAUACGGUUCAACCUUCUUCAUCAGUGAGGUCUACAUGUCACAGCCCCACACUUCCCAUCUGCGAGCUCAUUGCGGUGUAAACGACUACGGAUUGCAUUUGAUUAGCUCAGUGUCGAUGGUGCUGGUAGCAUCGUACGAUCUUCGGGAGUUAAAAUGGUCCUACGAUAAUGGAAAACCGUUUCUGGAAGUUUACGCAAGGGCCCAUAGACACCAGAUGACGAUACGGACUCCACAAGCUGCAUACAUCUACAUGCUUUUGAGCAAGCUCUGUGGACAGAGACUGGGCAAAACAUCAACUAAUGAACUCCGCUAG
Necator americanus (New World hookworm) is the source of this 2307-nucleotide messenger RNA. RefSeq lists its product as uncharacterized. The record is from RefSeq and is a predicted model, not a curated record. Gene Ontology annotation, cellular component: plasma membrane; cytoskeleton. NCBI's taxonomy places the organism in Eukaryota, Metazoa, Nematoda, Chromadorea, Rhabditida, Ancylostomatidae. Gene Ontology annotation, biological process: negative regulation of angiogenesis; regulation of establishment of cell polarity; cell redox homeostasis. The transcript is spliced from 19 exons. Gene Ontology annotation, molecular function: protein binding. Bases 1 to 2307 code for a protein of 768 amino acids.